Molecule: messenger RNA, 342 nt
Organism: Cajanus cajan (pigeon pea)
Lineage: Eukaryota; Viridiplantae; Streptophyta; Magnoliopsida; Fabales; Fabaceae
Source: RefSeq, a predicted model, not a curated record
AUGUUACCACUAAUAAAUCCCUUGGUUUCUGCACCAUCUGUUGAUGAUGCAGAGGGUGGGAGUGUCUGUCUAAGAACAGUAACUGGAAAAAUAAUACUUGUUCCUUGCAUCAAAUUAGAGGGCUGUGAACUUUCAAUAGGAGUUCUAGAUGAAUGGCAAACUGGAACAUUGAUAUUCAAUGGAGCCUCGAUUGUUGAGCUACUAGGGGCAGAUUCACUUAGUGUACGAGAAGGAAGCGUAUUUACCUUCACACAUGCAGCAGCCUCUGAUGCAGAUUCUACACUUACAGGGGGUAAUGUUUCUACCUCAAACUCUAGGUCACUAUCAUCAUCCUGGAAAUGA